Molecule: messenger RNA, 4920 nt
Organism: Wasmannia auropunctata (little fire ant)
Lineage: Eukaryota; Metazoa; Arthropoda; Insecta; Hymenoptera; Formicidae
Gene: l(3)80Fg
Product: dnaJ homolog subfamily C member 16
Exons: 12
Coding region: 1-2418 (805 amino acids)
Source: RefSeq, a predicted model, not a curated record
AUGACGGGCGAGCGACGGGCACGCGGCGACCACGUCGCCGGGGUCGCUCGGUUGGCGAGACACGCGCUCCUGCUGCUGUACCUCCUCGCGGUCCUCCAGCUGCAGGGACCGUCGCCGGUCGCCGGCGAGUCCCUGGGCGACCCGUACAAGAUACUGGGCGUGUCGAAGCGCGCGACGGUGCAGGACAUCCGGAAGGCGUACAAGCACCUCGCCAAGGAAUGGCAUCCGGACAAAACUGAUCAUCCAAUGGCUGAGGACAAAUUUGUAGAGAUAACAAAAGCUUACGAGCUUUUAACAGAUCCGGAGAGAAGGAGAAGGUUUGAUAAUCAUGGAAUUACGGAGGAGAGUAUACCCAGGCAAAGGAGGGACAAUAGUCACUUCAACGUUCACGAUCCACUCGAGGACUUGUUUACCGAUAAUUUUAAAUUCCACUAUCAAAGCAGAGACAUCACGUUGUUCCACAAAAUGAGCAUCACAUAUCGAGGGUUCGAAAACGUAAUAGUGCCCAAGACUUACCGUAUGCCGUACUUGAUCCUAUUCUACUCCGACUGGUGCUUCAUGUGUCUGCAAGUGGAGCCUACCUGGCGACGACUGAUCGACGAGCUGGAACCUCUGGGACUCGGCCUGGCCACGGCGCACGCCAAGAAGGAGUCCACUCUGGCGAGACGGCUCGGCAUCCACUCUCUUCCGUGUCUCGUGAUUGUCGUGGAUGGGCGCACUAGCGUCUACAAGGAAUCUCUGUUCAGCAUUCAGAAAAUUGUUGAAUUUGUACGAAGUAGGCUACCAUAUAAAUUAAUAAGUACUAUUAGUAAUAGUAACGUUGAAAAUUUCUUAUCGGGCUGGACGGAUAAUCGAAUACGCGCUUUGAUAUUUGAGAAGAGAGACUUUAUUCGCUUGCGAUAUUUGCUUACGUCUUUUCACUAUAGAGAUCGAGUAGCCUUCGGCUUUGUCCAGAUCGGCAUACCGGAGACUGAGAACAUAACGUCGAAAUACAAAAUCUCAGGCGAAUUAGACACUUUACUGCUCUUUAACGAGAAUUCUGAGAAACCAAUGGCGUCUGUCAGUAUGAAGGACAUUUCCAGCGAGACCAUGCAUAAUGUUAUCACCAACAAUAAAUUCCUCGUAUUACCGAGGCUUUCAAAUCAAGCCAUGUUGGACUCUAUAUGCCCGCCUGAAUGGCUGAAGCCGCAGAAGCGAUUGUGCGCCGUUCUGAUAUCGCAGCAGAGUAGUCCUCUGCACGACAUGGCUAGGCACAAGUUUAGACAAGCGGCAUUGGAGUCAUCUUAUAGCACGGAACGUGUCAGAUAUGCAUACGUAUUCAAAGAUACGCAACCUGAAUUUGUAUCAGCACUAUCAGCCGGUGAAGGCAGUCCGCUGGAGCCUUUGUUACAUAUCGUCAUCAUAUGGAGACGAGAUGCGAAUCACUUGAAGUACGAAUGGCUCCCUCACGGUUGGGUCGAGGCCGUUCAGGAUGAUCGUAUAUGGAACGAGACGCGUAGACAUUUGGAGAAAACUAUACAGAGGCUGUUACGCGCCACCGAAGCUUUACCAUACGCUGCUGUCGUAGGGGAAUUGGCGGAUGAACAUGCACAGGGUACUGUAGACAGAUUGAUAGGAAGGGCAUUAUUAGCAGUAGACUAUAUAUCGGAUAAUCUUACGAAAGAGCAAAUUUUACCUUUGAUAUCGGUACUGGUGACCCUCAUGCUGAUAGGACUCGCGGGAUAUGGAAUGUCGUACCUAGCUAAGCUAGAAGAAGCAAGUGUCCAGGCCGACCGUGUUCAGUGCAAGGACAACGGCAAGCCGCUCCCAUCGCAGCCGCAGCUACGAUUGCACGAAUUACGCGCGGAGAAAUUCAACGGAUUAGUUCGGCUUUUGAAACCAGGCUGUCGGACCAUCAUUCUGCUGAUCGACGCCCAAAGCCGAUUAAAGUUAUUGCCAGCUUUUCACAAAGCUGUGUGGCCUUACAGAAAGAAUAAAACGCUUAUGUUCGCACAUAUGUCAUUAGAAAGGGGUCUUGAUUGGUACAAGAAACUGUUAUCUCUCACUUUACCCGAGCAGAAGGAAUUAAACAUAAAUGCCAAGAACUGCGUCGGCACGGUCCUGUCCUUAAACGGACAUCGAAAGUAUUUCUGCAUGUACCAUGCCAAACAUCCGGAGCAUUCUAAGGGUAAACUAAGAUCUAAGCGUAUAGAAAAGAUGACCAAGCAACUCGCCCAGAGAUCCGAGGAUCCGGAAGCGGGCGCUUUUAUCGGUUUUGACAGUUCCAAUGAAUCCGAGCUGUCUCAAGACGAGGGUGGAAAUAACAUUUUAUAUCAAGAGAACCUUCUAGACGGAUUACCCAUGUGGCUCGACAGAUUGUUCGAAGGAUUAACGCAACGUUAUUAUAUAAACUAUUGGCCCGAGUUCACUGCCAAGUAAAAAGGAGAGGAGAAAUACGUUUUUUUUUUCUACACUUGUAGAGGAGACUAUGACGCCUAGGGACAUAUUAUUUUGGAACACGUUGUUUACCUUCCCAACACAAACGGAAGCCUUAAGUUUGGUUGCUCGACGAUAUUGCUUCAGUCAUCACUUGUUUACAGCCUGACUAAGUACAUAUUUUGUACUCAUUUAAUUUUCAUCCAGAAACAAUUCUUACCGGGGCUAUUUCGUAAGUAUUUCUUUUAUCAGAUAUACAUCUUCUGAUUUUUUAAGGACGCUUUCUUCUAAUUUCUUUUAAAAAAUUUGUACACCAAAACGUUCAAAUACAUUGAGAUUUUUAUUUUAGCUGUUAGUAUAUUUAUAAAACUUUAUUUUUCAUGUAUCUUUAGAUACAUGAGACUUUUUGUAUCCCGUUCUUCUUUUUCCGUAGGUUAUCGUAAUGCAGUUCGAAAACGUAGAAAACGAAAACUGUGUUAGAUUAAAUAGAUACGAAAUAGCAAUUACGGAUAUUUUAGAAAUGGGAUAUGGUUUAGAUACUGCUGCAACAGCCUACGGACUUGAUAUAGAUUAUCUGUCUAUGUUUUUUCAUACUAUUCUUACUAAGGGAAAAGUUGUUAAAGGCAGAAAUAAAUGUCUAUCGUUUUUCGACGAGCUAGCAUUUCUACUAUACGUGAAAAUAUGUCGUCAAGACCACUGUGUUUGCUUAGCAUGCUUCAAAGAAUAUCUUCCACGUCUAAUUUACAAAUUCGUGAAACAAAACAAUAUAAUUUAUCCGUCACAAUGGGACAAUUGUCGGGCGGCGGAUGAAAUUACGAAAGAACGAUUUCUGAAGAGACACGAAAAUGAAAUUUCAAGAUUAUUUUUGAAAGAUUGCUUGAGAUUAUCUCCGAACAAUCUGCUUAAAAAAUCGCUGUACUUUUAAGAAGAUAUUCUCAAAUGCCCGUCGAGCUUUAGAUAUCCGCGCAAACGUACUGGAACAUUGGAACUCCCGGACGAACGUUUCUUGAAGCAAACAAGGAGGACCUUAUGGACAUAAAUUCCGCGCAAAGAUGGAUGAUCAUUAAAAGGAGACACGAUGUUUUCUGCAAAUUUUUUCUUAAUUUCUGCAAAUAUUGAAUAUUUACAAUUAACGAAAAAAGAAAGGUUAAAUAAUCGAAAAAAAAUCAAAAAAAGGAUAUAUCAAAAGAAAUCAGUAGGUAUCACAGUCUCCUCUAUACCUCGGUAAAAGUGAUAAACAAGGUUAUCGCCUAGUCAACAAGAAUAUUAUUGCCAUCGGGAUUAUACUGUGAUUCGAAUGGACACAGACACAAGACCCUGUAUAAAGACAAAACAUAUUCAUUACUUAUGCUAAGUACCGUUUAUAAACAUAUUUACAGUUUCCUGCAUUUUAACAUUUUUAGAUUGGUCUUUAAGUAUUGUUAAAAGAAAGUACAUUAUAAAAAUGAGAGUUAUGUAGCGCAGCUAGAAGGAGAAAGAGAAAGAUUUUCACCGAGCCGGUGGAUCGAGAUUUCUCUGGAUAUAGAUCAAGUUUUCUAUAUACUACUACUUCAUCCGUUCCUAUAUUACUCGGGAUGCUCUUUCUAUUCCUCGAAAUUACUUGUAUCUAGUCAACACGUUACCAAAAAAGGUUAGCAGUAUUGCACAGUACAAGCGAAUAUAGAUCAUUUAUAUUUCCUCUAAUGACUGCGAAAUCGCAAUCGAUUGCGAUUCUCGUUGCGUUCGAAUACGUUAACUCCUUACGAUAUUGUAACGAUCGCUAUUUUUAGUGUCUCGUAAAAAAAAAAGAGGAGUAAGAAUGCGUAUUGAUAUGUUCAUCUACCUAAAUGCGUAUACUCUGUCGCUUGGUUCGCCCUGAGUUUAACGGUAAUCGCCAUAUAUCGUACGAGCGUAUUUCUCGAAUCCGAAUGGUCACAGUAGCACAUAUCUCUACCUGCAGAAUUUAUGCUUUAUCGAUAUGUAGUUACCGUAAAAUCGAUAUAAUUCGUAAGCGCAAAACCCAAAUGUUAGCAUGAUAAAGGUCUUAUAUAAAAGAGAUAUAAUUGCCCUUAUCAAGAUUUAUAUACGUCCAUUACAUUUUAUUUUCGCUCGCUCUACUUUUCCACACCGGCUCUCUUGUUAGUUGUAUUAUUCUCUAAAUAAUACAUAUGUACGUAUUGUUUAUAGAUAAUGUAUAUGUAUAUAUAUAUACGUAUUAUAUUAUUUAAGUAUUACAUUUAUCCGAUUUAUCCGCCAAAGUAUUUUAGCGAACUUCUAAAGAGAUGUUUACUUCCCUUUCGAAUAUGUAAUCGGUUUUUUUUUUUGCAAAGCGACAGAUGUAGGUACUUAUUUACAUAUACAUACAAUAUUUCCUUAUUAUCAAGAAGCUAUUAGAUAAUAUAUUAAACGUUGUACUAUAGAGAAAUGAGAUACAUUGUAACGCUGUUGAAGCUGCAAAUUAUGUGCGCUCAAUUGUUUAUACUUUAUAUCCUUAUAUAUGAAGAUAAAAAUUUGAUGAGACAAAUA